Pterocles gutturalis (yellow-throated sandgrouse) is the source of this 312-nucleotide messenger RNA. Its product is annotated as phosphatidate phosphatase LPIN3-like. NCBI's taxonomy places the organism in Eukaryota, Metazoa, Chordata, Aves, Pterocliformes, Pteroclidae. The annotation marks the transcript as partial. Gene Ontology annotation, molecular function: phosphatidate phosphatase activity; transcription coactivator activity. Gene Ontology annotation, cellular component: nucleus. The record is from RefSeq and is a predicted model, not a curated record. The transcript is spliced from 2 exons. Gene Ontology annotation, biological process: cellular response to insulin stimulus; positive regulation of transcription by RNA polymerase II; triglyceride biosynthetic process.
AUGAACUACGUGGGGCAGCUUGCUGAGACCAUCUUGGUCACAGUGAAGGAGCUGUACCAGGGCCUGAACCUCGCCACCCUGACGGGCUGCAUCAAUGUGGUGGUGGUGAGGCAGCCCGACAGCUCCUUCCAGUGCUCCCCGUUCCACGUGCACUUCGGGAAGCUGGGUGUGCUGUGCUCUAAGGAGAAGGUGGUUGACAUUGAAAUCAACGGGGAGCCCGUGGACCUGCACAUGAAGCUGGGUGACAGUGGAGAGGCCUUCUUUGCCCAGGAGUCGGAGGAGAAUGAGGUUGGUGAUGGAGAGGUGCUGCAG